AUCGUGGAUAAAUGAACUUAUACUUUAUUGAUGUCAUUUUCCUUGAUGUUGGGUUCUAUUAGAGACAGUUGCUGAAAAGUUAGGUUGUCAAAAGCUUAUAGUUAAGCUGCUAUAAUGAGAAUGUUGGGGUCAGCAAGAAAGUGACUGACUGAUUGACAGUGAUAUGCGUCCUUUUUUUUUUGUCUUAGCAAUGGGAACUAAUCAAAGUAGACAUAUAUAUUAGCGUAUCUAAUAAGUAAUUAGCGUUUCUUCUUGAGACCGAACACUAUCUGUUUCCCCGAUCAGUGAUAUGACGUCCAACGUAGGCCUCUGUAUGGGGGUUAUCCAAGUAAGUGAAACAAAAAUUUCCCUUGAGACCGAACAUAAAGAAAAAAAAAAAGACCAUUGGUUAACCAGCAUGUCUGAAGGCUAGCCCAACGACCUAAGUUAUCUAGUUACCAAACAAAAAAAACGUAGCUUUAUUGAUGUAUUUUUUAAAUAAUCAAGAUAUACUUUACAGCAUUAUAGCAUCAAUUUAAUUGUAUAAAUAGAUCCCUUUCCAAGCGAUAAUAUGAUAGUAAUAGGGUAAAUGAUAUAUUUCAUAUACUUUAUUGGCUUCUGACAUUUCAUUAAUUUGGUACGUUUUAUAUCAUUUACACUUGCUAAGCCCCUAAAGGCAGAUUAGAAACUUUUUGUUAGAGUUCCGUACCCAGCAAGCCCACAAAAUGAGAUUUGGACACACCAAGGAUUGUUAAAGAAGAAUAGAGAAACGCUGUCUGGGUGGAUUCUUGAUUUUUUUUUUCUUCCUUUUCCCAUUCUUGGAUCAAGUUGAAAUUUUGUACAAUUAUUCAUAGUCGAAGAUAACACAUGAAUCCUAUUUUUUUUUUAAAUUGACCAUUUCGUUAAUCAAUUAGAGUUAAUUACUUAAUUUUGUUUUAUAUACUAAAGGGGGAAAUAUGUUUUGCAAUGUUGAGAGAAAUAGCUUUCUCUUCACUCAGUAUAAGCUUUGUUUAAAAAGAAAAAAAUAUUUUUUUCUAUUUGCUUUCAGUUCUUUUUUUAAUACUUAAGCCAGGCAAAUCUGACACACAUCUCUAAUCGGGAAGUUAAAAUAAGUUUAUAUAAAUUGAACUUUUACAAAUGAAAAGCUUCAGUCAUGAUAGAAUUGUUAUUUUUUAGCGCAAAAAUAUCCAGUCCAAAUUAUUGGCUCAUUCAAAUCUUCAUGACACAUCACAGCAUCACAAUGGAAACAUAGUUCGGGAAAAACCCUAACAGAAAAAAAGUCGUGUUCAAAACAGGUUUCACACCUGCGCCAACAGGCAUAAACAAUUUUUUUUUUUGCAUGAUACAUUUAGCGAUAGAAACUAGAAUUCGUUUCGAUGAAUUUACAUUUGAAAUUUCCUAGUUAAGAUUAAAAUAAAUUGACUCACUUCGGUUACUGAGAACUAAAGCCUUUUUUUAAAAGGGGAAUUUAGUCAAUUUAUGGUGAUUGAACGUUUUAACCUUCCUCUUAUUUUGUAUCUCGAGUUCAAUCCAUAUUUUUUCAGGUGGUCCAGUCGUUUAAUCAAGGGCCUAAUAACGCUAAUCACCUUUAAUAUUAGGAACAUCUGGACAAAUAAGUGAGAGCACUCCCUGAAACACAAUGAAAAAUGGAAACGUCACUUUCAUUCAAAUUAACGACGAUGAUCGAAAGUCGAAGCAACAAAGAAAUGAAACUAAAAGAACUCAUUGUCUACUAGAUCUAGGUCUUCAUAUUUUUGCCGUUGUAAUAUCCCUGGCAGCACUGAUUAUCAUCCUAGUUUUAUCCUUUACAAAGCAGAAUUCUGGGAAUCAGCUGAUGGCAGCAGGAAACGAAAACAUGCCGUGUAUAAAAUGUCUCAAUAGUACGAUAAACCUACAAGAUGUUGAGCUAGUGGACAGCCAAAGACUUCGUUGCUGUCCUCUAACAAGUGCUGAACUUUAUCUUAAAUUAACAAUGAAUCAAUCAAAGAAACAAGUGAAACUUGAGCCACAUCUUCCCACUCCAGUCAGUGUCCACAAAUAUUUACUUAGCUCGAAUAAAGCCAUGAACUUUAGUAAUGUAGACCACGUGACAGUGCAGCUAAAUACCUCAUCCAAUGAGAAAAAUUCUAACAACCAUGCCAGAGGUGUUAACAUAAAACAUGAUGCAAUCGAAAUCUUGCACUCAGGUCACUAUUAUAUCUACAGCAGUCUCUUUUAUUUACCAAACACAAAUGUAUCAUCAGAGCACUUUCCUUAUCAGACAUGGUUCCACUAUGUCUACAGAACAAGGCCUAACAGUCCAGCAAUGUCCAGUGUAAUAUUAAGGACUGUGUUUACCUGUCUGCCUAAUUUUUCUCAAAGUAAAGACAGUGUCCAUACAGGUGGAAUAUUUCAUUUGCGAGCUGGUGAUCUUAUUCAAGUGUGUCUGUCUGGGCAGGGCAUUAUGGGUAGGGACAUUGUUCAGGAUUCCUCGUUUCUUGGUCUGUUUAUGUUGUCAAGUGAUCCAAGUGUAUGAAAGCAUUAGUGAUUACUUUUGCGUUUUAUACACCCUUUGAGAGUAAAUGCUACAGAAAAAAUGCUGGGUAUCAAGAUACCAGGAAAAGAAGAAAAGGGAGUUUGUAUUUUUACCAGCCAAAACUCUGGAACUCCUCAAUACUGGGGAGAGACGAAAGUGGAGCUGGUUUGGUCAUGACUCACUGUUAAAAAGUCAUCCUUCAGGACACAGUGUGAAGAGCACGAAAUAAGGGGUCGUCCCAAGAAAAAGCUGGCUGGACAGCAUGACACAAUAGAAUUGCCUGGAAGGGCCUCUCUCUUGAUAUCCUGCCAAGAACAGCCGCUGACCAGAAAAUGUGGAGACAUUUGGUUACCUGAACUGUCACAGCACCACUAAGACAAAACGUCAAGCACAGGUGAUGAUGAUAAAUUGAUGUUUCCUUCACUAAUUUCAAUUUCGUCAAAAAUAUGCUGGCAUCACACACUUUGGAGCUAAACUACAAAAUGUUAUCUUAUUGAUGUCAGCCAUUUUUAAUGGAGAAGGAACAAGUCUUGAAAGGUGCCUGGCAAUCACAGAAACAAGACCUUUAAAAAUGUUGACUACAUGCUAAUAUUUGCUAGAUCCUAAAUCAGAAAAGCUACCUGACCUGAAUCUGACCCUCCUGAAAAAAUGUGGAUUAUAAGAAGAUCGGCACUUUUAUGUCAAUUUUUGCACAACACUUUUAUGCUGUUGGAGAUUUUCAUAAAUGGUGGAAACACUAUAAAUAGCAGGUUUUUCAGUGUAUCCUGUAUACAGAGUAAUGGGAUUGUUCACAAUACAUUUUUUUUCUUCAGUAGCUUUUGUUUAGUUGGCAACAUUUCAAUUUAGUCUCCUUGACCUUGUUUAGUUCAUGAUGAAAAUCUCCUUAUGAUACGCUGUCGUCUGAUCCAAUUCCAUCUAGCAGUUUGCAUAAGAGGGAUAGUCUAAAGAAGUUUCUGUAGCUGUAAACAUAUUUGUGGCAGAUAUUUUUUAUUUUUUUUACUGCAUUGCACCCUGGGGACCUACAUUGCCGCAACUAGUUGUCUUUUUUUUAGUCAAACUUUCUUGUUUUUUCUUUUUAAUGUUAAAUGUCAAAGCUAAUUAAUUAAAGUCAUUAUUCUAGUAUUGCACACCAAGGCGGAUCUACAUUACUGAUUUUAUCGUUAGCUCGACAAAAAUCCUAGUAUUCUUAAAUCUUUGAAAUUGUUAAGAAUCAAUUUGGUGCUUAUUGGAAUAGACUUUCAUUUUAAUUAGUAAAAAUAGGAGAGUCAGCGUUUUCAUUGCAUUGUUCAAAAACAAAUGCAUUUGCAAAUUGCAAUUUUGUAUUCUGUCACUUUUGGAGUGGUUGAAACUUGAAAACAUUGAAACUUGAAAACAUUGAAACUUGAAAACAUUGAAACUUGAAAACAUUGAAACUUGAAAACAUUGAAAUUUAAAAGCAUUGAAACUUGAUAAGGGAAAAGCCAGUUGGUCGUUAUGCUAGUCACAUGACAUCCUCGUCAACCCUUGGUCUUAAACACAGAUGGCAUUUGCAUCAUCUGCGCAUUAACUCGCAAAUGGUGUACUUUACUUUUGCUAUAACUUCGCCAAAGGGACUGGUUGAUUGUGUAGAUUUGGGCUGCAAAACUGUGAAACCUAACUUGUAAAGUUACAUAUAUAUCAUUCAAGGUUGUUGGUUGGGUUUAACCUGGUGUUUGGGUUUAACCUGGUGUUUGUAAGAAAGGUGAAAAGGAAUGACUAUUCCUUCCUUAAACUGUGAUAUUUGAUCUAGUCGUGUACAUUAUUGAAAUGAUUGUGAGUAUAGUUAUAUACUUAAACUAUUUUUUAAACAUGCAUAAUACACUAUAUACUGUCUUCAAUAACAAUCUUUAUUUAUGUAUUGAUUUAAAUGUAUUAUUUUAUGGUAUUAAAAACUUGCAUCGAAA
This is a messenger RNA of Biomphalaria glabrata, 4416 nucleotides long. RefSeq lists its product as uncharacterized. Gene Ontology annotation, cellular component: membrane. The record is from RefSeq and is a predicted model, not a curated record. Gene Ontology annotation, biological process: immune response. Gene Ontology annotation, molecular function: tumor necrosis factor receptor binding. The coding region runs from base 1619 to 2494 and encodes 291 amino acids. Lineage: Eukaryota; Metazoa; Mollusca; Gastropoda; Planorbidae. The transcript has 11 exons.